Molecule: messenger RNA, 2658 nt
Organism: Sorex araneus (European shrew)
Lineage: Eukaryota; Metazoa; Chordata; Mammalia; Eulipotyphla; Soricidae
Gene: TPBG
Product: trophoblast glycoprotein
Exons: 2
Coding region: 669-1934 (421 amino acids)
Biological process (GO): negative regulation of canonical Wnt signaling pathway
Cellular component (GO): plasma membrane
Molecular function (GO): protein binding
Source: RefSeq, a predicted model, not a curated record
GCUCCGCCGCGCGGCCAGUCCCUCCACGGCCCUCCCCUGCCCACGCCCCCACCCCCCGACUGGGUUUUUCUCCCCUUUGCGAAGCUUGGGCCAGGGGCCCGGGUGCGAACAGAACCCAAGACCGCCACACUGGUGGAACUCGGAGUUGUGCUCGGAGGUGCGCGGGCGGCGUGGGCGCAGAAGGGGCGGCGCCGGGCCCUCCCCACCGGGGCUGGACGGUGCAGUAGGUCUCCGGGCCCCGCGCCGCUUUGUUCCGGGCCUUUACGGACGACCUCACCCCACUCUGCGAUCCCAGGGGCUGGCGGGGGGCGUGGGCUGACGGCGACUGUUGGAGGGACGUCCUUUCGCCGAGAAUCCCCGAGGCGCUAAAAGACAUCAAAGGACACUCUGGUCGUGCAGCGGAUCCCCCGCGUGGCGCCAACAAAAGAGGCUGACGGAGGUGCCCUUCGGGGGGCGGCGACCUGAAAGUGCAGCCGAGGGAGGAGCGCCGAGCGCAGCGCCCCGACCGGACGGAGGGGGACGCGCGUGGGCCGCGCCUUGUUCCGGGCCCUGCGGCCCCCGAGGCUCCCACGAGGAAAGUUUGCACCCGACGCUUCCGGCCGCCCGCGCCCUCCAGGCCCUGCCCACGGGCGCCGCCCGGGCCCAGCUCCGGGGACAGUCGUGUCGCGAUGCCUGGGGCGUGCGCCCGGGGCCCCGCCGCCGGAGACGGGCGGCUGCGGCUGGCGCGGCUGGCGCUGGUCCUCCUGGGCUGGGUCUCGUCGUCGUUGCUCCCCUCCUCAGCGUCUUCCUCCACCCCGUCGGGCUCGUUUCUGGCCUCCGCGGGGUCCGCCCCGCCGCCGAUGCUGUUGGGCCAGUGCCCUGCGCGGUGUGAGUGCUCGGAAGCGGCGCGCACGGUCAAGUGCGUGAACCGCAACCUGGAGGAGGUGCCGGCCGACCUGCCCCACUACGUGCGCACCCUCUUCCUCACCGGCAAUCAGCUGGCGACGCUGCGGCCCGACGCCUUCGCCCGCCACCCCCCGCUGGCCGAGCUGGCCGCGCUCAACCUCAGCGGCAGCGGGCUGAGGGAGGUGAGCCACGGAGCCUUCCAGCACCUUCCCAGCCUGCGCCAGCUCGACCUCAGCCACAACCCGCUGGUCCACCUGAGCCCCUGGGCUUUCUCGGGCAGCAAUGCCAGUUUCACGGCCGCCAGCCCGCUGAUGGACCUGAUCCUGAACCACAUCGUGCCGCCCGCGGCCCAGAUGGAGAACCGGAGCUUCGAGGGCAUGGUGGCAGCGGCCCUCCGAGCGGGCCAGGCGCUCCGCGGGCUCCGCCGCCUGGAGCUGGCUAGCAACCACUUGCUCUACCUGCCCCGGGACCUGCUGGCUUCCCUGCCCGACCUUAGGCACCUGGACCUGCGCAACAACACGCUGGUGAGCCUGACUUACGUUUCCUUCCGCAACCUGACACACCUGGAGAGCCUCCACCUGGAGGACAACGCCCUCAAGGUCCUGCACAAUCGCACCCUGGCCCAGUUGCAAGGCCUGCCGCAUGUCAAGGUCUUCCUGGACAGCAACCCCUGGGUCUGCGACUGUCAGAUGACAGACAUGGUGGCCUGGCUCAAGGAGACAGAGGUGGUGCCGGACAAAGCCAGUCUCACGUGCGCGUUCCCCGAGCAGAUGAGGAAUCGAGUCCUCUUGGAACUCAACAGCUCGGACCUGAACUGUGACCCGAUGCUUCCCCCGUCUCUGCAGACGUCUUAUGUCUUCCUGGGUAUUGUUUUAGCCCUGAUAGGUGCCAUUUUCCUUCUGGUUUUGUAUUUGAACCGCAAAGGAAUAAAAAAGUGGAUGCAUAACAUUCGAGAUGCCUGCAGGGAUCACAUGGAAGGUUAUCACUACAGAUAUGAAAUCAAUGCGGACCCCAGAUUAACAAACCUCAGUUCUAACUCUGAUGUCUGAGGAGCAUUGGAGGACAGAGCAAGGACGGCUGUGCAUGAGAUGUAGGCAUAAGCUUUAUCCUCUUCUAGGCUUUGUUCCACCUCCAUACUCAGCUCUAGACACCACUGACCUUGCUUGAAAGCUGUGAUGGGAAUUUGCUCCCUUGUUAUGUAAAGUUUCUUAGUGUUGUCUGUUACAGUGAGGCCAUGAACAACUGUGUGUAGUGUUUUGCCUUCUUACUUUUCUCGGAACUCAACAAAAAUUGGAGGGAUUUUUCCAGUUCAGCAUGAACACGGAGUCCUGGCUGUGUCUGGCUGUUUCUUAGUACAGUUCAGGGGUAAUAAGUGUACUCAUACAGUUAGCAUUCGACAGAAGCUGCCUCAACUUUUAUGAGAAAGGUUUCUCGAACUUUAUUCAUAAAUAUCAUUUUAUUCUCGUGUACCUAAAUUGUGGGGAAAAUGAUUGCAUUCCAUAAGCUGCCCGCAGACCUUAGCAAGCUCUUCAGAAUAACUCCAUAGUACAUGGGAGCGCCUGCAUCCAAGAGCAUGCUUACAUGUUACUGUUCUGCAUAUUACAAAACAAAAACCAAACAGCAAUUUGCAGUUUCAGAUAACUUCUUUGACAAAGUAAGUUCCUUUUUUGGAUUGCAGUUUAUAUAAAACUAUACCGAAGUUUUUAAAUAAACUGCAUUGAGAUACAGCAGAUUAAAUUGUUAAAAAAAAUUCAAUAAAGAUUCCUAAAAGAA